CGUCACACAAAACGAACACUUUCCCCAAACCCACGCUCCCCAUCGCCCCGCUUCUCUUCCUCUGCUUCUUUUCCCACAAUGUUCUAUUUCACAACAUGACGCAACCUUCUAGCGAAGCCUUCCUCUUCUGAAUUCUCACAUUGCUCACUCGGACUCGCUGAAACUGAAACCCUAAGAGAUCUGCCAUGGGCUGUUUUCUUGCGUGUUUUGGCUCAUCUAAAGAUGCCAAACGCAGAAAACAGAGGCGCAAGGUUCCGCCUCUUGACUCUGACCAUCGGGGUACAACUAGCAAGCCAGAGCAAUCUUGUGUCACUUCAGGACAGGAUCACUCCAAACCCGUCACAAUCAGCAGCAACAUCAAAAGUCCAGGAUCGCAAGCCUGAGGAGCAGUCAAGCUUCAGUAGGAGGAAGAAAGUCACAUUUGAUUCUAAUGUGAAAACCUACGAGCCGGCUUUGCCAGAUGAAGCUACGGAGCUUCACUUGGAGAAGAGUGAACAAGGUGUGAAUAAGGAAGAAGCUUUGGUGAAAUCAAGCCAAUCGAAGUCUUCCUCGUACGCUAGUUCGGUGACUUCAACAGGAUCUUGUCCUCCGAAUAGAAGAUACCAAAAUUGCAGAGAAAGCGAUGAGGAAGAUGAAGAAAUGGAUUGCGGGGUUAGUGACCUUAGUGAUGAAGACAGCGACAUGGGAGAAGAAUUCGGCGACGACUUCGACGAUGAGAUUGAAUACACAAAGGCCAGAACUUCUGCUGCUCAUAUGGCUGCUGAAGAGAUGAAGAGUCCAAUCCCAAGCGGUGCUUUGUGUGAGAGCGAAGCAAAGCCAAUGGUGACCAACCCUAAUGCUCGGGAUAGAAGUGUUUUUGUUCAUCCAGUGCUGAACCCCGUAGAAAAUCUCACUCAAUGGAAAGUUGUUAAAGCCAAAAGAACACAGCCAUCAAUCCCUCUGAAAGAGAAUUCCAAUUCCAAUUCCAAUCAAGAGUACCAGAUUCCUUUCAGUUCAGAACCCACCUUCAAGGAACGAUCUGUAGGAAUUGACUCUUGGAAGAAAUCGAAGCAGGAAAUCGCAGUUGAUACUAGCCUUUCAAAUUGGUUGGUUUCAUCAGAAACAACACCAGUUAACGAGUCUAGUUCAGUUGCUUUGUAUGCGGGUACCCCUGACAGGAGCACCUCACAAGGUUCAGUAAUUAGCCAUGAAGAUAGACCCAUUUUGGGUGCAUUAACAGUUGAGGAGAUUAAGCAGUUUUCAGCUUCCAAUUCACCAAGGAAGUCACCAAGUAAGAGUCCGGAUGAGAUGCCCAUUAUAGGGACUGUAGGGACAUACUGGAGUCACUCGGGCUCUGUUCAGGAUUCUGGCUCUGUCUCUUCCUUUAAAGGAAUUCCUAACACCACAAGCAAGUACAGAGAGGAUAAGAAGGUGAAUUGGCAUUCAACCCCAUUUGAGACAAGGUUAGAGAGAGCUUUAAAUAGAGGCGCUGCUGGAGUUGCUACUACUCAUGUUGUUCCAUCUGUGUUUUAGACCAUGAUUCUUUGUGUCUGGGUUGUGGGGUGUAUGUUGUUGUGAAUGCUCAUUUUUUCCCCGUUUUUUACCCGUCUCAUAAUUCUUUUGUGUAUUUAACAUUUAAAGAUAUAAUCGAGUGUGACAUUUGCUUGCCA
Messenger RNA from Prosopis cineraria, 1649 nucleotides. Its product is annotated as protein JASON. Gene Ontology annotation, biological process: male meiosis II. The record is from RefSeq and is a predicted model, not a curated record. Bases 223 to 1512 code for a protein of 429 amino acids. NCBI's taxonomy places the organism in Eukaryota, Viridiplantae, Streptophyta, Magnoliopsida, Fabales, Fabaceae. The transcript has 4 exons.